UUAAAAUAUAAAAGACGUUUGUGCGUAAAAAUUUUCUUCAACAAUUUAUUGAAAAUUACGUUACCGGAAAUAUUUCAAAAUGUCGUCUGAAUGGUGUACCUGCUAUAACACGAAACCAGAAGAGAAAUCAUGUGGCUGUAUAGAUAUCGACGAAAAGGAAUGUGUUUGUCUUCCGCCCUCGAAAGAGAAAAUGGCUUCAUUUGUGGAAGUCACGAAGCGCAAAGGAGUUGACGAAAGCAAGUACGGGCGUGUUUUUGGUGUUUCUGGUCCAGUGGUUACUGCUGAGAAUAUGUCGGGCUCCGCUAUGUAUGAAUUGGUGCGGGUGGGAUAUUUUGAGCUCGUCGGCGAAAUUAUACGUCUGGAAGGUGAAAUGGCGACAGUUCAAGUUUAUGAGGAAACUUCCGGUGUCACAGUCGGUGAUCCUGUUUUAAAGACCGGUAAACCGCUCUCUGUAGAAUUGGGUCCAGGUAUAAUGGGUGGUAUUUUCGAUGGAAUUCAGCGCCCUCUACGCAAUAUAAACGAACUCACAAGUUCUAUUUACAUACCGAAGGGUGUGAAUGUUACAAGUUUGUCACGAGAUAUAAGUUGGGAAUUUCGCCCAGGCAAGGUAUCAAUCGGUUCACAUUUGACUGGCGGUGACAUUUUUGGAUACGUGCAAGAAAACACAUUGGUAAAUCAUAAGAUUUUAAUGAAUCCACGUGCAAAAGGUACUGUAAAAUAUAUAGCGCCACCGGGUCAAUAUACUGUCGACGAAGUAGUACUAGAAACCGAGUUUGAUAAUGUUGUUACCAAACAUACAAUGUUGCAAGUAUGGCCAGUGCGUCAGCCGCGCCCAGUUAAUGAAAAAUUGCCGGGCAAUCAUCCAUUGUUAACGGGACAACGGAUAUUGGAUUCACUUUUUCCAUGUGUUUUGGGUGGCACAACUGCAAUACCAGGUGCAUUCGGUUGUGGCAAGACAGUAAUAUCUCAGUCUUUGUCGAAAUAUUCCAACUCUGAUGUCAUAAUAUAUGUCGGCUGUGGAGAACGUGGUAAUGAAAUGUCCGAAGUAUUGCGUGAUUUUCCCGAACUAUCUGUUGAAAUAGAGGGAGUCACAGAAUCUAUAAUGAAGCGUACCGCUCUGGUGGCUAACACCUCCAACAUGCCUGUCGCGGCACGUGAAGCCUCUAUUUACACUGGUAUCACACUUUCCGAAUACUUCCGUGAUAUGGGUUACAACGUAUCUAUGAUGGCUGAUUCCACCUCCCGUUGGGCCGAAGCUCUUCGUGAAAUUUCAGGUCGUUUGGCUGAAAUGCCUGCCGAUUCUGGUUACCCCGCCUACUUGGGUGCUCGUCUAGCCUCCUUCUACGAGCGUGCUGGACGCGUCAAAUGUUUAGGUAAUCCUGAACGUGAAGGUUCCGUCUCCAUUGUCGGCGCUGUAUCGCCCCCUGGAGGUGAUUUCUCAGACCCUGUUACCUCCGCCACACUCAGUAUUGUGCAAGUAUUUUGGGGAUUAGAUAAAAAGUUAGCGCAACGAAAGCAUUUCCCUUCAGUAAACUGGUUAAUAUCGUACUCAAAAUAUAUGCGUGCGUUAGACGAAUAUUAUGAAGAGCAUUUUCCGGAAUUUGUCCCUUUACGUUUAAAAGUUAAGGAAAUUCUGCAAGAAGAAGAGGACUUAUCCGAAAUCGUACAGCUUGUGGGAAAAGCUUCAUUGGCCGAGACCGAUAAAGUAACUUUGGAGGUGGCUAAGUUGAUUAAAGACGAUUUUCUGCAGCAGAACUCAUAUUCGACAUAUGACCGUUAUUGCCCAUUCUACAAGACUGUUGGCAUGCUGAAUAACAUAAUUACGUUCUACGAUCUAUCACGUAAUGCUAUAGAAAGUACAAUUUCGGAUGAAAAUCGAGUUACAUGGAAUGAGAUACGUCAAGAAAUGGGAAAUAUACUGUACGAAUUAUCAUCCAUGAAAUUUAAGGGACACCAGUGAGGCACCAAUAGUUUUCUGCUAUGAAACAACAACUAUUGAGGAGUGAGAAACGAGGAGCGACCGCACAUCAACGCAACCCGUCAGCAGCAAUUAUUUCGUGCACACGGAGCAAUCAACAUCCGUGUUAUUUGUUGAUAUUUGUGCAAAUAAACGCUCACACAGGGUGCUUUGGCAGCUUUCCAACCAUUUAUUGGUGUUGUUUUAAUGCUCCAAUUAGCAGACCAGCAACUAUGACGGAUGAGGAAAAACAAGAAGAAUUCAACCACAGCCGUUGGGAGAAAAGUAAAAUUGCGGAGUUUAUGGCGUAAUUCAGCUGAUAUGUAGAUAUGUUUUUAGACUGAAGGCAGGAAGCCGAGCCUCAUAGUUGGAAAGCCGCCUCUACACAGAUAUGGCAGCGUUUGCCACUAAGACCGACGAUGCGUUAAGGAUGUAUUGCGAAAUGGUUAAAAUGUUCGUCUAAAUCUGCAGCAUACAUUUCCAAGCAAUAAAUAAAAUCUGCUGCUGCAACCAGAACACUAUAAAAGGAUAUAUAUUUCACAAUUGGGCCACCAUCUGCCGCACUUUGCACAUGGCGAAGUCUUAAAGCUGCUUUUUAAGCACACACACACACAUACACAAACAGAGACCACUCUAGCAGAGGUCGCUGGCUGGAUGCCUUCAAAGAGCAUCGAGUUCAUAGAAAAUGUGCGAGCAUAAGAGCUUUCAACCCUCGCCAGCGCGAGCAUCACGUCUCGUACAAUACAAACUUAAGCUCGAGCGAGCAAAAUAAAAAUCACGAAAUAUGGCAAACAAUCAAUUUUUGUUUACCCCGCAGGCGGUCAAUAAUACUAGCACGCUGGGCAGCCCGUUUAUGGACCGCCGGCCGCAGCAGCAGUGUGAUGACCAUCGAUUUGCUCGCAGCGCUGACACUGAUGAAAGGAGUAAACAACGCCGAGCAACACCAACAUCAAAUUGAGGCCAAUGGAGCAGCAGCGAUAACUUAGCACGGCGCCACAAAGAGGCGAGUGGACGCUGUGCUGGGCGGUGGGGUGUGCAGGGGGUGAUAUUGCUUCGCACGCGCGUUGAUUUUACGCCAUAAGCUCAAGUCAAAUAUACAAACAGUAACGAGUGAAUGAUUAUUUUGUGCAAGUGGUUUCUUCUCUAGAAUAUUUACCGUACAUGGUUGUAAUCCGGCACUGAUCCAGCCUGCGAGCUGCAAACCGGGCGCGCGCUGUAUUGAACCGGGGGUUCAUGGGUGGAGCAAGCGAGCAGUGGUACGCUUCUGGCAGUACGUGCACCAGCAGCGGUACCAGAGUAUUACGCAAGCUGUACAAAUGGCAGCAGCCGUUAAUGAGAGAGACGCUGUUGUUGCAGCAUCAGCAUGUACAAUAAGGUUUUUUGCAGGUUCGCAAUUUUAUGGCUGAGAAAACAGUUAAGCGGUUGGCGUGGCCUGGGAAUAACCCUGAUUUAAGCCAGAUCCCAGAAGAAAAAAGAACUGCGUUUUGUCCUUUCGAAGACGUGUUAUGAUGAAUUUUCUGUCGCAUUACUGCGAAAGCUUAUAUCGUCAAUGCCAACAAGGAUUAAGGCGGUGAUGAAGGAAAAAGCAAGCGCAACAAAGUUAUCAUUGAGAUAUUUUCCAAUAAAUAG
This is a messenger RNA of Bactrocera neohumeralis, 3586 nucleotides long. Its product is annotated as V-type proton ATPase catalytic subunit A-like. The transcript is spliced from 8 exons. The record is from RefSeq and is a predicted model, not a curated record. Gene Ontology annotation, biological process: ATP metabolic process; proton transmembrane transport. Bases 80 to 1960 code for a protein of 626 amino acids. Lineage: Eukaryota; Metazoa; Arthropoda; Insecta; Diptera; Tephritidae. Gene Ontology annotation, molecular function: proton-transporting ATPase activity, rotational mechanism; ATP binding; ATP hydrolysis activity. Gene Ontology annotation, cellular component: proton-transporting V-type ATPase, V1 domain; lysosomal membrane.